This is a messenger RNA of Parathielavia appendiculata, 1233 nucleotides long. RefSeq names its product RNA-binding domain-containing protein. NCBI's taxonomy places the organism in Eukaryota, Fungi, Ascomycota, Sordariomycetes, Sordariales, Chaetomiaceae. The transcript is spliced from 5 exons. The coding region runs from base 1 to 858 and encodes 285 amino acids. Gene Ontology annotation, molecular function: mRNA binding. The record is from RefSeq and is a predicted model, not a curated record. Gene Ontology annotation, cellular component: cytoplasm.
AUGCAAUUGACCAUGACUCAGGCAUUCUCUCCGCCGCGCUGCUCUGAGUCAGCUCGCUUCUUCUCACAGACGGUGCGCCAGCGAUCCGACGACAGAGAUUUGGAAGAAGCGCAGCGCAAGGCCGAGGAAGACUUUGACCGCCAGGCCGCCACGGAUGCUCACCAGGAUGUAGAGGAAUCUAUCCGCCAGACUGAGGAGGAUAUUCAGGAGGCGAUGCAGGAGGUCCAGCCCUCAACACAGGGUUCUCCAUCCGCCGGUGCUCACUCGGCCUUCGUCCGCAACAUUGUGUUUGAGCUUACCGAGGACCACCUGGUAAAGGCUUUCUCGAAAUAUGGCACCGUCCAGAACGCCCACAUUGCGCGCGAUCCCCGCGGUCUGAGCAAGGGGUACGGUUUCGUGACAUUCGCUACCGCCGAAGAGCUCAAGGAAGCAUGUGCAAACGUAAACGGGUCCUUCUGGCACGGGCGGCGCAUUACCUGCAUUCCGCGGAGCCCCGACGACGGGUCAUCCGGGCCGAAAGCGCAUCGGAACAGGAGCAUGCCCAGGGCGCCGACCAGCCAGCUCUUCAUCGGCAACAUCCCCUACGAGACGACCGACGCGGAGCUCAACCGACUUUUCAAGGGCAUGGAUAACCUCAGGGACGUGCGGGUGGCCGUUGACCGCACUACGGGGUGGCCGCGGGGCUUCGCGCACGCCGAUUUCACGACGGUCGAAGCGGCUACCGCGGCUAAGAACAAGCUGGAGGGUGCUAUGCUGGGCGACAGGCGAUUGCGGAUCGACUAUGCCGAGGGCUAUCAGAGAAAAGGCGCAGACUUGCGUUCACGCCCAUCCGAGCCGCGCGACAAUUCUAUGGAGUAAAGGGGGAGUGCCGUGCUUUGUUUCGACAGGAAGGUGGGCGGUCUCUCGUCACCAAGGGUCGGAAGUUGAUGGCCGACGUACAUGAAAGCUGUAACCUGUAAAAUCAUCUGCGAUGUGCUGUUUCCUGGUAGCAUAGAUGUAUAAUAGUUCGGGAUCUCCAGCCAGACCGGGACUCGCUUUGUUGUUGGGGCGACGCCGACAAUGUGUAGACGGUGAUGCGCAAGGCGACCCCUGGCUUCGGACAGGCCACGGCAGUCCAAGGCACAUGCUCGGCCGGAGUGGGGCUCCGGCACCAGCAACCGCGAAUUGGAGAAGAGAACCCGCUGCCUCGGCUUAAGUUAAUAUCAAUCAGGUGGCGGGCCUUGAACAGCGGCC